Molecule: messenger RNA, 4230 nt
Organism: Penicillium taxi
Lineage: Eukaryota; Fungi; Ascomycota; Eurotiomycetes; Eurotiales; Aspergillaceae
Product: Mtc5p
Exons: 3
Coding region: 1-4230 (1409 amino acids)
Molecular function (GO): protein binding
Source: RefSeq, a predicted model, not a curated record
AUGUCAAGCUCCAUGGAGCCACGGCCACUCACGUCGGCCUUUGAAAGCCCAACAUUUGAUGAGGAUAGCUCUUUCCAUGUCGAACAGCCUGUUGGAUCUAUGACCAUCUCCCCAUGUGGGCGUGAUGUGGUACUGGCUUCCAAGGAAGGUCUUCAUGUCAUUGACCUGGACUCGCCCUAUUCUCCGCCCCGAUACCUGCCUCAUCAUACACCAUGGGAAGUCGCCGAUGUGCAAUGGUCCCCAUUCGCUUCACGUGAUUACUGGGUAGUUAGUACAUCAAACCAGAAAGCUUUGGUCUGGAAUUUGGCCAUGAAAACAUGGCAGAAUUCCAUUGAAUACGUACUACAUGCGCACUCUCGAGCUAUUACCGACAUUAACUUUCACACCUUUCACCCGGACAUUCUCGCCACAUGCGCCGUCGAUAGUUUUAUUCACUGCUGGGAUCUUCGUACUCCCUCUCGCCCGGUUAUCUCGUUCUCUGAUUGGUUCACUGGUGCAACUCAGGUUAAGUGGAACCGACAAGAUCCUCACGUUAUUGCUAGCUCCCAUGAUCGAUUUCUUCGAAUCUGGGAUGACCGUAUGGGCGCAUACCCGAUUCGUUCAAUUGAAGCACACGACACAAAAAUCUAUGGUGUUGAUUGGAACCGAAUCCGACCAGGCGCGCUGACGACAUGUUCACUCGACAAAACGAUCAAGUUCUGGGAUUAUACAUCUGAAGGCGAUAUACCAGAGAAGACGAUUCAAACACCCUUCCCUGUCUGGCGAGCCAGAAAUACACCAUUUGGAUUUGGUGUUCUAGCGAUGCCCCAGCGAGGAAACUCCGAUCUCCACCUUUACAGUCGCAGAGCUGUUGAAGACAGCAACCCUGGCGAAGAGUUGCCUUUAAUUCACAGUUUCCCUGGGCAUAAAGGCCAGGUGAAGGAGUUUUUGUGGAGAUCACGUGGAGGUGUGACUGAUGGUGUUGAUAAUCGAGAUUUCCAGCUUGUUACUUGGGGAACUGACAGAGAGCUUCGCCUGCAUCGCGUGAACCCUGAGAUUUUGGAGCAUGUAGGGUAUGAGAAAGGCAAAAGCUUCAUUUCUACUCGAGGUGUGACACGUUUAGGCGCGGUCUAUCGAAGCUUUAGAGACGUAAAUUCCGAGUUGGAUAUAGAUGAUUUCGACACGGCAUCAUCCAUUCAUCAACCGCUCUCAAAUAGCGGCUACCCGGGUGGACCAGGCAUGAAUGCCAUAUCAAUCCCGCAUUCUCGUGGGUACACGCGGAGUACUCGCCGCGAAACACGAUUUGGCAUGCAGCCACGAUCGAACCUGAGAGCUGACACAAAUCCCAUUUCCUGGAUGCGUGGAGUGAAAAUCUCGGGCUGGGAUAUCGAAACCCUCGGAGACGAGAUCAGCCAUGUUGGCGAAAGAUUCACCAAAGUAUCAUUUGAUUCGGUUGAUGUCCGGCAAAGAAAAAUUUCAAUCUCUCUGACUGGGCCUUGGGGUGCUGAUGGAAGCUCAUUAUUUCUCAAAGUUGACAUAAAGUUUCCAGUUAGCUAUCCCAAAACCUCGAUUCCCACCUUUAAGUUUCAAAAGACAGCAUCUGUCACGGAUGAGUUUGCCCAAAAGGUCACAGCUGGGUUGAAGACAAUUGCUGAGACUCACAUGUCGCAGAAACGUGGAUGUCUAGAAGGGGCUGUUCGUUAUCUUCUUGGAGAGAGUACUCUGGAAGAAAGCGUUGCAUGGAUAGUAGACGAAAUUGAGGACAAUACCAAAUCUCCGGUUGAUGGCGAGCUAGAGGGCGAAUCUAGCGACGAAGAUGAAGUUGGCAUGACAAAGAGCCAGGAAUUAGGGAUGAGUUCGGAGCUUCUUCGACCAGUGAAUGCCAACGUGAUGGUACCGGUUGCUAAAGGCUGCGGUGCACUUUGGGCAAACGAUGGCCGUCUGGACAAAGCAACAGAUUUCUUUGAGAAUAUUGGAUUCAAAGAGAUGACUAGACUUUCUAGGACAGACAAGGUUUUUGAAGGUUUCGGGCGAUUGCAGACUAGCUCUCCGGGCCCACGCAUGACCUCUGGUACAAUCGCGAGCACAGAUGAUGGUGCAUCUGAGUACUCCGAUGAUUCAGGCUCCGAGACUUCGAGCUCAUCAGGCUCUUCUGCUAUAUUAUCCGGACUACCGACCCGGUUUCAACCGCCACAGACAUGGCGUAGUGCUGGCAGUAUGGGUAUAUAUCGACCACGGUCGACAGAUCAAUCCCAGCGAUCCACCGGUGGUGCUGCAACAACAGAAUCAGCUGAAAAGCCUCGGAAUUAUAUCUCAAUCCAUGAUUUGAGUGAAUUGCUGCCGGUCAGGCGUGAACUCGCUAGCAAAUACCGCAUCUGUGGCAAAGGAACAGACGUGUGUGCACAUAAUGCCGCUGUUGCCCUCGAUGCGGGCUGCUAUGAAUUGUCUCAAAUAUGGGGUCUUAUUAAGCUCAUUUUGCAGGUUCGAAAAAAAUCACCGAAUCUGCGCGAUACAAGAAUGGAGUUGAAGCGCGCUUUCAAGGGCGACCAUGCAAUGAAUGGGAACCAGACUCUCGAGAAAAAGGAGCUCUACAAAGAGGUUGCUGGAAGUGUCAUUCGCUGGGGUAAUCAUCCCAUGGGCAGUCAUUGGCUAGUCCCUGCAUUAUUUGAACACUUCGAGCGCAUCGGGGAUGUGCAGAUGGUUGCAAUGUUAUCCUGUGUUCUCCUCGAGACGAAUAUGGAAGGUCGCCUAGAGAAUGACUCUGAUGAGCUCGCCGAAGAGGAUUAUUCACUGGAAUUAUCAUCAGUUACAUCGACAGUGCAGACUGUGCAAACCGUGCAGACCGCGCAGAACAAAUCUCAAGGCCCAACUCCUGCUUCAUCCACACCCAAAGAACCCCGUUCACAUCCUCACUCCGCAUUACGUUCACCCAACGAAGCCUGGCGGCUGGAUUCCCCCUCUCCCUUUUCCUCAGGCUCAACUCCUCCUUUCGCCUCUCGUCCGCGAGGUAUUGCCACCAAUCGAAAAUCUUUUAGUCAAAAUGUACCCAUGGCGAUUUCUCCAGACCAACAGUCUCAUCCACGAAGUGGAUCUGGAUUUGGAUCCGUCCUUGCUUCGUCAUUCUCUCGCUCAUUUACCUUUGGACCGUCGUCGGCAUCGCCGCCGGUGAUCAAGAAACUAAGUCCCGGAGAGAGCCUGAGUAUGACAACAACUCAAAUAGCUCACUCUGACACUGAAAGUGACCAACCCGCUCAACCACCCAAAUCGGCAGCCCGAUUUAAAGUUACAUUCAAAAACCAAAGCGCAUUUGACAGUAACAAGGCUGCGUCGGCUUCCCUCCUUGAUCGCAGCAAGGAGUGGCUGUAUCAGUCGUACCGUGCCGCGUACGCUGAAUUACUACUGACAUGGGAUCUCCCAGUGCAGCAAAGUGAAGUCCUAAAAAUUGGUUCGGUGGUUGAUCAUGCUGAGGAUAUGCACAUGAGUCAGUACUGGAGCAGUAGCAGUCCCAAACGAGACUCAUUUGAAGAGCCAAAUUCGGGUCAUGUGGCGCCGCAUUUCGAAGGCCUUGGUUUCCAGCGUCACUGUGCCAAUUGUGGGCAUGCUUUACAGAUUUCCAUUUUCUCCACGACAACUAUGGAAAUAGGCACCCCAUCCAAACGCCAUGGGCGAAAGCCUUCCAUCAGCUCUUGUGCUCACUGCAAACCUCGGCAGCCAUUGCCCACCAAGCUCCCUUGCAUCAUCUGCGGGGAAGUGGUGGCUGGGAUGCUGGUUCCGUGUCUUAGUUGCGGUCAUGUUUGCUGCUUUGACUGCCAUCAACGCUGGUUCCUUCGACCUGCCGAUCAAUAUGAUAGUACAGACCCUACCGAGGGUAUGGAUCCCAAGCUUCCGCCAUGUCCCACCGGAUGUGGCUGUCGUUGCUCAGAGCAUGUCGCAGCAGAUGUGCCUAUGCCAUCGUUAGAAUUAUUGUCUCCUCGUAUGAAAAGCCCUGUAAGUUCUACUAAGAGCCACUCAUAUGACAAACGUCAUCGUCGCCGUCAAUCAGAACCUGGGUAUAGUUCGGGUGAGAAUACUCCCAGUAUUCGCAGAAUUGGAGCGAUUCCAACAGCACUUGAUCUUUCGAAAGCAUUGCAUGACUCUUCUCCCUUCGCCUCCCUUGCACGAGGCAUGGGCGGUGGAGGUAGUCCGGGUCUGCCAAUGCGAGACCGGAAGAAGAAUCGCUCUGUAGCAAUCAACUCUCCCAAGGGCAGAUGA